This is a messenger RNA of Caenorhabditis auriculariae, 1429 nucleotides long. NCBI's taxonomy places the organism in Eukaryota, Metazoa, Nematoda, Chromadorea, Rhabditida, Rhabditidae. The record is from the annotation of a GenBank genome assembly.
AUGCACGGAGUUCCCCAGGUUCCCGACUGCUCCGGACGUCUUCUGCCUCAAGUACCAGCUGCGCCAGACCCACGCCUGCUCUUCGAGCACUGUCACAGCUUUGUCGAGCUGCCGAACCCAUAUUCCACCAUCCCACAUCAAACUUCAGAACUUCUUCCUGAGCAUCAUAAUAAUUACAUUGGUAUGUCACCUUUGCGGAAAAAAAUCAAGUCCGCCGUAUGAAAAAUGACUUCAACGUAUUUCAAAGCUUUUUUUAAAUAUUUUAUUAAAAAUCAUAAAAAAACUUUUUUUCAUGAGUUUUUCAAUCAAUCGUCAGAGCCAAGAACUUCUUGAGCGAGGUCGAAACAUCGCUUUUUGCAAAUUAGAAGUUCAUGCGUGUAGUUGAUCAAGUUGGCGGAUUGAUCUUACGAUCCUUCGAUUCGUUUUUUUCUGUGCAUAGUUAAUCCAGUUGCGACUUAACGAUCCCAGAAUUUAUCUAAUGUUAAGACUGGAACACGGAUACCGUACUCUAGGUGAAAGCCUCAAAGAGCGACUACAGAAGAGUUAAUAACUAACGCGGAAUCGAACCUCGGAAAAGUAUUUUAAGUAGAAAAACCCAAAAAAGAUGAAAAAAAAAAUUAUCUUACAUUCACCAAAGCUUUCCUUUAAAUUACAACUUCAAAAAUCUGUUCAGCUGUUUAGAAAAAAUAUACCAUUUCCGGAUUCAAAACUUAAUACUUUCUUGCUCCCUUGAAGGUGGGAAAUUGUGUAUUUUUCUUUUCUGCUGCGCAUGAAAAAUAUUCAUAUUGCAUUUUUAGCUUUAUAAAAAAAAGAGAGUUUUAUGCCGAUUUCAGAUCAAAUACUACCAAAAAACUUUGCUGAAACAAAACAUUCGGAGCCGACGAUUCAAUUACGCAGCCAACAACACAAAAGGAAACCACGCGUUCUUUUCACCCAGCUACAGGUCGGUAGACUUCAUUGUUUUGGUGGUCGCAAGUGGAAUGGCUUUCACGUUGUGGUUAUUCCACUGCCUACAGAAUUUUUUUGAUCUUUAGAUUUUAAAUUUGACGUGAAAGGGCAGACCAAUUUUUUUUCCGAAGAGUUUAAUCAUAGGUUAAUGAGCUCGAAGAAAAAUUCAAAAAACAACGAUACGUGACGGCUCAGGAACGGGAAGAGCUUGCGAGGAUUCUCGGUCUGUCUCCAACUCAGGUCUUUUCUCUUCACUCGUACUCGAUCGCUAACUUUUUCAAAUCUAGGUAAAAAUAUGGUUCCAAAACCGAAGGUACAAGUGCAAGCGCCUGGCUCAAGAUCGAACUCUCCAGCUGAGCCAAAUUCCGUUUAAUCCAGUGAGUCUUUACCAUUUUUGUAUGAAUCGAUCUGAAAGUUACAGAUUUUCGCCUCCGCUUUGCCCUUCAAUCUUAAUUGUUUCACGGCAAACACUUCCUCAUGA